Messenger RNA from Xenia sp. Carnegie-2017, 3616 nucleotides. RefSeq names its product adenosine receptor A3-like. Bases 2269 to 3273 code for a protein of 334 amino acids. The record is from RefSeq and is a predicted model, not a curated record. Gene Ontology annotation, cellular component: membrane. Gene Ontology annotation, molecular function: G protein-coupled receptor activity. Lineage: Eukaryota; Metazoa; Cnidaria; Anthozoa; Malacalcyonacea; Xeniidae. Gene Ontology annotation, biological process: G protein-coupled receptor signaling pathway. The transcript is spliced from 11 exons.
GUUGUCAAAAAAAAAUUAAUGGUUUUAUCUGUUUGUAUUUCCUCUUUAUAUGUUGAAAUUGCAUGUUUCAACAUACAAAUUUUGAGUGUUGUUAUCAGUUAUCACCGCUCUUAUAAUCACUUGCUGUCUUCAAACCAUGCAUUUUUUCUUUUGGUCGUCAAUUGUUAUAAUGUGGUUGUCGUCGUCAUUAAAUACUACUCACUCAAGUCAAAAGAAAUUCAGAUUCCCAUCAGAGAUCAAGAUCUAAUGCUAUUGCCAAGCAUUAUGGAACAAGCAUCUUGCAGGUGGUACAAAUACUUUCUUCAAUAUCUACUGUUGCUUGGUUGGUAAUCAUGGCCAAUUCCAUACCAGCUCAUUGCUUAUUACUCUCAGCGAGAUGACACUCUUUGAUAGUUCAGUCUGGUUGAGAGUUGCUUCAUUGUCAUGCAUUUGACAGUUACUGCUGUAAACCGGCACCAUCCAUUUCCUACCUUUCACAAACGCUGCGUUAAAAUGUGUUCUUCAACAACUUGGUAGAACGCAUUCAGUGUGAGUUUAGAGUAAAGUCAAAACACUAUGGCACCAAGACUGCUGUUAUAGCGAGAUUAUCUCGCCCACUCGUAGUGUGUAAAAGAUAUGACUCAUGUGGAGUGUAAUUGUUGGCUUGCUGGUUUAAAGUGGUUUAAAGGCUAUACAUAGCUGCGCGGUAUAGUAUUCCUUGAGUUUAAGUGUCGUCUUGACCACAUGUUUUAUAUACAUAGAACUAUCAACUAUUUCAGUAUUGAAUUGAAAAUGUUCAAUGUGUAAUAUUCCGUUAUAGAAAUUUCAAACAAAGAUUAAAUAGUUCUCUGGCCCUUAAGAAGCGUGCUGUUGGACAGGUUGCAGCCCUCUUCCCUCGAAAACUUAAUACAAUAGUUGUGAAAAUUUAACGCACUCCUGAAUCCCUUGAAAAAGUCACACAUUUGAAUUUCCACGUUGUAAAAACUACAGGAUGAAAACCCACGAUUUGAAUAAUUACAUGAUAGAAACUUACAAUAGGAAAACAUGGUUAAAUCAAGCUGCAGAUUUCACGUUGCAGAUUUCAUUUUACAUGACAAAAAUUUACUAUGCAAUAUACUACAUAAAUUGUCUAAUGCGAGGUGUUGCUCUUUGCUUUUAUGAAAUUACGAACAAUUCUUUAUCAAUUAUUGUAAAAACAUUGAAGAUACAUCAUGUCAAAUAAUAAUGCUGCGUCUGUUUAUUUAACGUGACUGCGCUGAAACAAUCGCAUUAAAGGAUUAAUUACUGCAUGUGUGAGGCGAAUACUGGCUUCGGUUCGUUUUUAUCGGUCAGAAAUGAGGCCCCUGCAGUGUCCCCUAUACUGUGCCAGUAUAGCGUUCAUUACAAGUGAUUUUAGUUCCUGUUAGACAUAUAAGUGGAGAAUAUUUACAUAAUUUUGAUGUUGACAUUAAGGUCAUUCCUUAAUCCUAACUCACUAUCUCGUUGAGCACAGAAGAAAUCAAAAUUUUGAAAAUUUGUGAAAAAGAAAAAAAACAUCUUGAAAGGCGUAAAAGAGAGUCUCAUCAACGGCUUGCCACAACACGACUUUGGGAAGCAGCGGUUUCAAAAAUUGUAUUUCUUUGAAAUGAAUGAAACGUGCUCGUUAAAAUUUAACGCACUCCUGAAUCCCUUGAAAAAGUCACACAUUUGAAUUUCCACGUUGUAAAAACUACAGGAUGAAAACCCACGAUUUGAAUAAUUACAUGAUAGAAACUUACAAUAGGAAAACAUGGUUAAAUCAAGCUGCAGAUUUCACGUUGCAGAUUUCAUUUUACAUGACAAAAAUUUACUAUGCAAUAUACUACAUAAAUUGUCUAAUGCGAGGAGUUGUUCUUUGCUUUUAUGAAAUUACGAACAAUUCUUUAUCAAUUAUUGUAAAAACAUUGAAGAUACAUCAUGUCAAAUAAUAAUGCUGCGUCUGUUUAUUUAACGUGACUGCGCUGAAACAAUCGCAUUAAAGGAUUAAUUACUGCAUGUGUGAGGCGAAUACUGGCUUCGGUUCGUUUUUAUCGGUCAGAAAUGAGGCCCCUGCAGUGUCCCCUAUACUGUGCCAGUAUAGCGUUCAUUACAAACAUUAAGGUCAUUCCUUAAUCCUAACUCACUAUCUCGUUGAGCACAGAAGAAAUCAAAAUUUUGAAAAUUUGUGAAAAAGAAAAAAACAUCUUGAAAGGCGUAAAAGAGAGUCUCAUCAACGGCUUGCCACAACACGACUUUGGGAAGCAGCGGUUUCAAAAAUUGUAUUUCUUUGAAAUGAAUGAAACGUGCUCGUUAAAACAUCCUUUGGCAUUGCCAUACCUCGUCGCCAUUUUAGUGGUUGGAAUUGCUGCUGUAUUUGCAAAUGGAAUUUUAUUGAUUGUCCUGCUUUUUGACCCGCUGAAAUGCUUUCGUCGCCCGAGUAUGUAUUUCAUCACUAGUCUGGGGUUUUCUGAUCUUCUUACAGGUAUUGUGUCUUGUUUGUACUCAAUAUAUCACAUUCAAAGCUGUAGUUCCAAAGAAGCUACUCGAUACGACUCCGACUAUUUAUCUAAAGUAAUCAAGUCGACAAUAUGGGCAAGUGUGGAAAAUUCCUUCAUCACCGUCUUACUGAUGGCCAUUGAACGUUACAUUUUUAUAAAAUUUCCUAUCAAAGCUAAGUCGAUUGUUACCGUCAAGCGUAUUUUUCUUGCCAUCGGAGUCACUUGGCUUGUAUCCCUUAUAUUUGGUGCUGGCGUUAGCUUAUCACAUCCGUACGAUAAGUACAUUAAGUUUGGAAUUUUAUUUCAGUUACUCUUCCUCAUCUUUGUAAUGUUGUUUUUAUACGUGCGAAUCAUUAUUUUACUUGGAAAAUCCUUCAAGGCAUUCCAAGGAAAGCAGUUUUCUCGUCACUGCAGUAUUAGAUCUGGGAAGGCACAAAUGGAAAAUCAACAUCAAAGUUUUCUAAAUAAGAUCGUCUUUUAUCUUGCAUUGAUAUUGUUUAUCACCGUAGUACCUCACUUGAUAAUUGGUCAAAUAUUCCUGGGUUUCGAAAUUUUCUUUCGAUCCUAUGCAAAACCAAAAGCUCUGGAGUAUGCAUCUUUCAUAUCUUUCCCGUUAGAGUUGCUCAAUUUUGUCUUGAAUGCAGUUGUUUAUGCUUAUCGAUUGCCAAAGUUUCGCUCUUCAUUGUGCCAUAUUUUGAGAGGAAUAAGAGGGAAAGUUUCUAGUCAAAGAAGCCGCUACAUUUACGAACCAAGCAAUUUUUCUAUUCGUGUUUCUACAAAAGAAGAAACGGUGGCUUGAAAAAUCUGUUGGAUAUGAUGCUAAAUGCUGCGUAUAAUUUUGUUCUACUUUAUUAUGACAAGUUUUGACGUGAAAAAAUAGACAAAAAGAUAUGGAACACAUAUUUAAGUUAAAGUCUUCUUUUGAUGUUAUCCUUAAACAUGGAAAGAAAACUUUGUCUGAGUUUUGACUCGAUGUUUAAUGUAUGACGACUGUCUCCACUUUCUGGAAAAAAGCUAGACAAUUCGUGUCAAUUUGCUUGUUGUUGAUAAUGACAUCUGCAUUUGCUGCUGUACGUAGAAGUUUAUUUAAGGAAUGUUGUGACUAUUCAAGUGAUAAAUAAUUAAAAAUACGUUAAAUUUUA